Molecule: messenger RNA, 471 nt
Organism: Neurospora tetraspora
Lineage: Eukaryota; Fungi; Ascomycota; Sordariomycetes; Sordariales; Sordariaceae
Exons: 4
Coding region: 1-471 (156 amino acids)
Source: RefSeq, a predicted model, not a curated record
AUGCGUAGACACUGCUCCGAGUUCUUCGCAGUAGCUGCCGUACCUCGAAAAUGCACUAACUACUGUCAUCUCAACCUGCACCUAGCCGCAAGCCCACUUCAUCUCCUUUCCCCCCUCGAUCCUGCACUCAGCGGGAACCGCAGCGCCUCGGUUGUCAAAUUGGGGCAACAAAGUCUUGCCAUGCUCUCUCCUCCCCCAAGACAGUGCCGCUUAGUAUCUGUUUCUCUCAACAUCAAUCGAAAGCCUAUACACGCCACCAACAUGGAAGGUCUCGUCAGGCUUCUCGACGACAACACUGCGAACAUUGAUAUCGGCAAUAUCACGGGAUUAGACAAUAGCAUCUUGAUCAACUUCUUCAACGUGCUGCUCGUCAAACACAGGGCCAAAACCUUAUGCCGCUUUCCAACACCCUUCACCAUGCCACGGCGGGUGCCUCGAACGCUAAAUCUCAGACAUUAUUCCGUUGUGUGA